This is a messenger RNA of Petromyzon marinus (sea lamprey), 2062 nucleotides long. RefSeq lists its product as uncharacterized. The record is from RefSeq and is a predicted model, not a curated record. NCBI's taxonomy places the organism in Eukaryota, Metazoa, Chordata, Hyperoartia, Petromyzontiformes, Petromyzontidae.
CCUACAUCACGAUCACGUCAUCGCAGUGCGUAUGGUGCAACCCCCGUGCGCACGGAUCCCGCGUGAGCAAUUGAGGAAGUUGAGCGGUACUCUUUGGUUCUAUUCGGUAAAGUCACGUAGGUAAAAAUAGAACCAAAGAGUAUGGAUCCUUGCAGUCACGAAAGCUUCAAAUCUAGAAGUUGAGCGGCUCUGCCGAAAUAUAUCUCUCCGGAGAGACUGCCACUGCAAUAAUAAUAUUCGUAUUCUGUCCCCAAAAAGUCCGCGAUCAGAGGGCAUUGGGCAAUGGGAUUUACGCAACGCCCCUCCCUCCCUCUCUCGUUGUCCUCAUCCUCUUGCCCUCCCACGUAUCCUCACGUGAGAAGCCCCCUCGUGUGCGCUGUAUAUAGAGGCGGAGGCGCUCUGAGCUGCUGACAUUUAUGAGACUCCCGUCGCGUGACCAACUCAGCCGAGAUCCACGCCGCAAGCCGCCUCGACGCCAGCCAUGUAUCGGACACAACAUCCCUCGCAGAUGAUGACGUCCAUUCGAACCCAGCACUGGCUGCCGGGAGACAACGGAGAAGCCCCCGAGGAGAGCGACUCGCGGCGCUCGACCCUGGAGCUCGCCCUGCAGAUCGCCCGGCAGCUACGACUCAUCCCGGCGUUCGGCUCCAGCGAGGAGGUGGAGGCCGGCGACUGGGCGCAUCACAUGCGCGCCGCCGGCGUGCCCCUGCUCUCCCACAGGAGGUCCUUCUUCCCGUGGGCCCAGAGCCAUCAGAAGCGGCUGCUCCUUGACGCCGGGGCGCUCGCCUUCUUCCUCGACUACCUGCGCCGCCUGCUCACCGAGCGAGCCCAGCGGCAGCCGGAGCAGCGGUCGACGCUCGCCUCCCUGCGCGGCACCGUGCGCUCGCUCGAGGCUCUGCUCGAGCGCCUCUGCAGCGCCCUGCGCCCCGCCGGGCAGCCUCCGCGCCAGACGCAGCUGCAGCUGCUGCACGCGCCGAGUCACGGCGGCGAUGUCGAUGAUGAGAUUAUGAUGAGCGAGAUUGAGGACAGUCAGAUACAGGGUACGCUCAAGAUUCCCGCCGUGGUGAUGCUCCACGAGUUCCAGGCGUGGGUGGAGCGCACGGUGCGAGACCUCGACACGGCCUGCAAGAACCACCACGAAAUGGUGUAGCUGAUCUGGCUGUGUGCCGCCGAUGGUGUAAGAGAUCUGGCCGUAUGUCGCUCAUCAUCAUUAUCACCGCCACCAAGUGUUUGCUUUGCAUUUGAAUUGUCAACUUUCAUGCACGCAUUACCACCUACGAUUGGAAACCCCAAUACGGAAUGUGUUGCCUCCACCCGGUCUACUCAAGGUGGUGGUGAUGGUUGGGUGGGGGGGGGGGAUCAGUGUGACCAUAGAUCCUGAACUAAAUUUAAGAGUUAACAAGCAUUUGUUGCAUUCCGUCGUCGUUUACCUGCACUGCGCCUUGAUCGGCGGUCAAAGCCACUCCAAGGUGGCUGAUGAGGCUGAUAUUUAGAUGAAUGUUGCAAAAGACCGUACACACUUACGUCGUUAGUACGUGUAUUUAUAAACUCCGUGUGAAAGAAUUGCGUAUUUUACGUUGUUUAAACCGCGUAAAUGAAACGCCAAAUGUGUCGUGAUUGUGUGCAGAUACGCGUGCAAAUGUACUCGUUGAUUAUGACUGCAUUUGCGAUUUUUCAUUUGCUCUAUUUUUGUAUUUAGCUUCACAAAAGCACGUGGUAAUUUGUCUCACGAACUAAUGUCAAUAAGUGUAAACUAUUGUGUGUCGUUGCUGACUAUAGGCUACGAGCCAUUCUUGUGUAAGGUGUGUAAGCUCAGUGUAAAUGUGCAUUCAUGUAAUUCAAAUUUCAGUGAACUGAGAGGGGUCCAUCUCACACGAUGCGAACUCACAGCGGUUGAGCGUGUUUUGCACACGAAUAUUGGAUAUUCAUUCUCGCUAUACUUUAUUGUUGGCUUAAUAGAGAUAUAUUACUUCGUAAGUACGAUUGUUAAUUUAAAGUAUUCAUUGGUUAAUAUAUAAAGAAUCCACUUUUUGCACAUUUUUUAAUAUAAAGCAUUUCUGUC